Messenger RNA from Hemicordylus capensis (graceful crag lizard), 1880 nucleotides. RefSeq names its product endothelial cell surface expressed chemotaxis and apoptosis regulator (gene ECSCR). The record is from RefSeq and is a predicted model, not a curated record. Gene Ontology annotation, cellular component: plasma membrane; cytosol. The coding region runs from base 68 to 553 and encodes 161 amino acids. Lineage: Eukaryota; Metazoa; Chordata; Lepidosauria; Squamata; Cordylidae. Gene Ontology annotation, biological process: positive regulation of proteasomal protein catabolic process; negative regulation of angiogenesis; positive regulation of endothelial cell apoptotic process. The transcript has 7 exons.
UUCUUUCUCUUCACAGAAUGGAAGGGGCUGUAGGGUACUAAGGAACGACAAGGGGAAGAUACACAUCAUGAAGGCUUUACAGUUUCUAACGUUUGUAUGGAUUUGUGACUGUGUUCUUCUUCAAGGUUCUGAGCCCAGUGAAAAGAGCAUCCUGUUUUCAUCGCCAUCAGCCUCCACAGGUAUCUCUGUAUCAAUGAAUUCCACAAUAAGACCACUGAAUGUAAACACAGAUAUAUUUCUCAGUCCUUCUACCCCUACAGAAGACAAAUCACAAGCACUAACAAUGGCAGUAUUUGGUGUUAUUAGCUUCAUUGUCAUUCUGGUGCUGGUUGUUAUCAUCCUAGUCAGCGUGGUCAGCCUAAGAUUCAAGUGUCGCCAUUGCAAAGAUGCUGAAGAUAAACAGAAACCUCAACAUCCAUUGGUGUCUUACAGCUGCUCUGAUGCUGAUGCUUCAGCUGACAAGAACAUUGUCACACUAGUCUCCAUGAAGAACUUCAACACAAACAAUAGCAAGGGUAUGAUGAAGACAGCGGUUACACAUGAGGAACAAUGAAGAAACAUGAAAUAAUGUGCAUGUUUUUUAGGUCAUAGAACGAUACUGUAAUGUAUUUCAUUGAGAAAAGAUUGAUGUUUCCAUCUAGGAUAGAAACACAUGAAGCUGCCUUAUACUGAGUCAGACCCAUGGUCCACCUAGCCCAGAAUUAUUAUUAUUUUUUAAAUGUAUUUUUAUUGAAUUUUUAUUAUAAACAUACAAAACCACAAACGUCUCCAAUUACAUCUUGCCCAGUAUUGUCUACUCUGAAUUAGUAGCAGCGCUCCAGGAUCUUGUGGAGAAGUUCUUUCCCACUAUGUAAUCAUUUAACUGAAGAUACCAGGGACUGAAUAUGGGACCUCCCAAUUGCAAAAACGUGCUCUGCUGAGGUAUGUCUCCUUCCAGUUAUGGUCAAUUGGCCAACGAAAUGAUUAUCUUUUUCUGGAAAGAAAUACACAUAGCAGGUUUUUAUUUAAAUUCACCAAUAUCUGAGGCAAUCAUGAUCUAGCCAGUGAAUCAAGCACUGCGUUCUUACUUGAAGUGUCAAACUGGAUCUUACCUUCAACACAUAGAUGAAUCCUGUGCUCAGAAGGCCCUAUGUCUUUUUGGAGGGUGUUUGUUUCUUUUAAACAAAAGCAACACGGCCCUUUAUUUGGAUUGAUACCAUGAUGUGUGAAAGGGCAAGGAGCAAGGUUAACCUAUUUUCCCCACUGAAAGGCUCUCAAGCUGCUAUAACAGCUUCAGAGGGUAAUCGUUAACAGGAAAAUGGUUCCGGAAGAAAGAGUUAAUCCCCUUUCUGGUCUUGGAAAACCCUCCCCACCACAUGGAGCUGCUUUUGGGUAAAAGGCAGGGGAAAAUGUAGGGAAUGCGAAGCACAGGACUAACCCACAUGCUUUGUGUCUUGUUUGACCCGAAGUUCACUUUAUUGUAGUAGGUCUUCAUUUGCUAGAGAGCUUAUCUCAAAAUGUUUUCCUCUGAAAUUCGUUUAGGAGCUGCAAAUGGUUUUAAAUGCUGUUGUUUUUUUCUAACUGCCACAAUUAUAUUUUUUGUUUUGUUACAUGUCUGAUUGUAUUUCUGAUAUCUUUUAAAUGAAAGGUAGUAUAUAAACUUUAAAUACACAAUUCCCUUUUCUUUUCAACACAGAACGUCUAAAGGGAGGGAAAGAAGUAACACGGGAGUCCUUUUGAAGCAUGGGCUUCUCCUUCCUGGUGAACUCCCUCUUUUUGUUUACCUACACACAGUACUUUUUUCCUUGCAACCCCAGUUGCAGAAGUAGAGUUGAAGUUUGUGGUGGAUGCUUGUACCUGAAGUUCUGGGCAAGUUUCUGUAAAAGUGAUCUGAGAAGUAC